Babesia sp. Xinjiang is the source of this 312-nucleotide messenger RNA. RefSeq lists its product as uncharacterized. Lineage: Eukaryota; Apicomplexa; Aconoidasida; Piroplasmida; Babesiidae. The transcript has a single exon. The coding region runs from base 1 to 312 and encodes 103 amino acids. The record is from RefSeq and is a predicted model, not a curated record.
AUGGCAGGCGAACUCUAUCAGAGUUGUGUCGAACCGGAAUAUACGCACACCAAACCAGGUGGAAAUUUAUAUUUCCCACCGCUAAUCGCACUUGUACACAUAACAAGAGGUGUAUCAGAUGGAAUCGAGACCCAACUUAAGAAAAAUUGGCACACAUAUCCUGCAAACAUCAAGGAGACCAUCAUUCUCCAAGAUGUCAUUAACGUACUCUCGGGCUCCGAAGGCACGCUCUUUCACAUAGAACCGGGAACCUACAACGUACGUUGUAGCCCACUAAUCGAUCGCAGUAAGUUUGAAAUCGAAAUAGUCUAA